AUGUACAUCCGUCAGUCCAAAUUUCCCAACCUGAGGAAGUACCAGUACUCCGCCGUCGACCACUCCCUAGUCUCGCGGUACAUUCUGAAACCCUUUUACACAAACUUCUUUAUCCACCUUUUCCCACUCUCCAUGGCGUACAUUACCCUCUCCGGUUUUGCUUUCGUGAUUGUUAACCUCCUCACGUUGCUGUGGUACAAUCCCACCUUAGACCGGGACUGCCCAGGAUGGGUCUACGCCUCGUGGGCAGUGGGCCUAUUCCUCUACCAGACAUUCGAUGCCUGCGACGGUACGCAGGCAAGACGUACUCGGCAAAGCGGGCCCUUAGGAGAGCUAUUUGACCAUGGCGUAGACGCAAUGAACACAACACUGGAAGUCGUCAUCUUCGCUGGCGCAAUGAACCUCGGUUACUCGUGGAUAACUAUCCUCACGCUCUUCGCGAGCCUCUGCGCUUUCUACCUGACGACUUGGGAGGAGUACCACACUGGGACAUUGUACCUAGGCUUGGUCUCGGGGCCCGUUGAGGGCGUGCUGACGCUCUGCGCCGUGUACGCCGUCACCGCUUUCAAGGGUGGGAGUUUCUGGCAGAGGCCCAUGCUCGAAGCGCUUGGGUUGCCAUCCCCCGGCUUCUUGGCCCCAGUGCUGAGAGAUAUGUCAUUUGCUCAAUGGCAUUUGGUUUACGGGGGGAUUAUCUUGGCAUUCAACAUUGUGCAGAGCUCCCAUAACGUAACUCGCGCCCGCCGCAGCAAGAACCUCCCCGUAGCCCCAGCGCUCCUAGGCCUAGCUCCUUUCUUCACUACCUGGCUCGCAAUCCCCCUCUGGCUAUCCCUACGCCUGGAGAUUCUCCACGAGCAUAUCCUCCCCUUCAUCUUCUUCAUCGGCGCCUCCUUCGCCUACCAGGUUGGGCUGAUCAUCACGGCGCACCUAACGAAAUCCCCUUUCCCGUACUUUAACGUCCUCUCACUUCCAAUCCUCGCGGGGACGCUCGAUGCCCUGGGACCGUUCUUGCAGGCCAGGCUGGGUCUUGGAUGGACGAGUGUACUUGGCGGAGGACCAUAUACUAUUGCAUACGUCCUUGCGUGCCUGGGGUUGAGUAUUGGUGUCUAUGGGAGCUUCGUGGUAGAUGUUGUCACGAAUAUUUGUGAUUAUUUAGAUAUUUGGUGCUUGAGUAUUAAGCAUCCUUAUGCCCCUAAUGUCCCAGAGAAGAAGGUGGAGUGA
This is a messenger RNA of Tuber melanosporum (Perigord truffle), 1218 nucleotides long. RefSeq lists its product as uncharacterized. Gene Ontology annotation, molecular function: phosphotransferase activity, for other substituted phosphate groups. Gene Ontology annotation, biological process: phospholipid biosynthetic process. Gene Ontology annotation, cellular component: membrane. The record is from RefSeq and is a predicted model, not a curated record. The transcript is spliced from 4 exons. Bases 1 to 1218 code for a protein of 405 amino acids. NCBI's taxonomy places the organism in Eukaryota, Fungi, Ascomycota, Pezizomycetes, Pezizales, Tuberaceae.